Thyridium curvatum is the source of this 1215-nucleotide messenger RNA. RefSeq lists its product as uncharacterized. Lineage: Eukaryota; Fungi; Ascomycota; Sordariomycetes; Thyridiales; Thyridiaceae. The coding region runs from base 1 to 1215 and encodes 404 amino acids. The transcript has a single exon. Gene Ontology annotation, molecular function: hydro-lyase activity. The record is from RefSeq and is a predicted model, not a curated record.
AUGGACCUCGUCCGAUCUUUUGCCACCCCAGGCCAUGAGCCAAUCGCCUGUGUGGAACUACACACAGUUGGUAUGCCAACAAGAAUCAUCGUCAAGGGAUACCCGGAGAUCUCAGGAACUUUGGCCGAACAAAAGGCAGAGGCGUUGGAGCAACACGAUGCCAUCCGGCAGCGCAUUCUGUCAGAGCCGCGAGGCCAUUUCGACAUGUUUGGCGCCAUUCUGCGACCCCAUACAGAGCUCACAAAGUCUCACAAGGCACAUAUGGGCGUUCUGUAUAUUCACCCAGAUGGGUAUAGCAACAUGUGCGGCCAUGCCACGAUAGCCCUAGGUCGCUUUUUGGUCGACACGCAUGAUCUGGAAGUGUUUCCCCAAAGGGAUCAGCUCAAAUAUGAUCCAACGACUGGAACAUCAUUAGUUGUUCUGCAUACACCAGGUGGUCUGGUGGAAGUUACGGUACCGACAAAUAGCGAUGGAUCUCGUUCAGAUCCGACUCGGCCGAUCACAUUCGAGGCCGUGCCGGCAUUUGCAUUGACAACAGACUAUACGCUCCCGAUAAAGCCAGAGAACAGAUGGCCGGAACUUGGAAGAAGGGAUAGCAUCAAUGUCUCUUUCGCCUACUGCAGCGCGUUUAGCUGCCAAGUAUCCAUUCAAGAACUGGGGUUUCCACAUGACGGGCUACAGAGCAGACCGAUGCUCGAGGCCUUGAGGUUCGCUACUAGCCAAGUAAGGCGCACUAUAAAUUCAAACGAAGAGUAUCGAUCUCUUCUCAAGGUGCCCGGUAAGCCUGGCCUCGAUAGGUGUAUAUUCGGUGUCAUGGUGGUGGACAAGGCCUGGGGCACCGCGCACGAGGGAACUCGCGGGGGUGAAACGGGCCUAUACUUCUUCGGAAAAGGACAUAUCGACCGCUCGCCGACCGGUAGCAUGGCUGCAGCUCGGGCUGCCGUGGCUUUCGCAAAAGGAGAGCUCUCGAUCGGGGAUUCAUGGACGUACCACAGCCUUGUCUCAAACUCGACGAGCACAAGUCCUGGCCUUGUUGCGACGAUCUUGCGACUGGUUACGUCCAACGGUGUCUCUUAUGAAGAUCACGAACCAUCCGCAAGGCCUGUGAUCGUUCAGAUCAAGGGGUAUGCCUCAUACACAGGCUUUCAUACUUUUGUUUACGAGGAACAUGACCAUUUGCCUAGAAAGGGCUUUCUAUUAAGUAGAUUAGAGUAG